AUGGAGUUGGUUAAGUUGAAUCUAGAGCAAAUAAAGAGAAGGCAAACCUUAGAAAGGGAAGAGCAAGAACUAAGAAGAAAAAGAGAGCUCAUGGAAGCACAAAUGGAGGCCGAGAAAGCUAUCGUAUCCUAUCAGGUCGCUUCAGAAUUCGAGGAUGAACAUCUACCUACAACGGAAGUGGAUGUCCCUCUUUUGCCUAAGAAAGAACAAACAGACCAGCAAAAGAUAAUUCCAAAUCUGGCAGAAACACCUGGUACGAAACCUGUACCAAGUCAGUCGUAUCAUCAGGAGAUAGUUGGGGCGUUACGACAUGUGGUUAACUCUCCAAGGAUCGAGUAUUUGAGGUUCAAUGGGGAUCCGUUGAGAUACGUAACCUUCAUACGUAAUUUUGAGGUUUGUCUAGAAAAGGAUAAUCCUGACCAAGAAAGAAAGCUGCAGUUGUUAAUACAACACUGCGUUGGGAAGGCAAGAGAGGUGAUUGAAAGCUGUAUUAAUCUCGAGAAUGGAUACAAGGUAGCGAAGGAGACAUUGAAAUUGAAUUUUGGGAAACUGCAUAUCAUUGCAGAGGCUCAUGUAAAGAAGCUCAUGACAUUGCCUGACUUGAAAACCGUCGACGGACCAUCGUUAUUGGAAUUUGCGAGACAUCUAACGACAGCAGAAAGAACGCUGAUUGGAAUGGGGUCAGAAUAUACAGCAGACUUGAACUAUAUGAGCACUCUUAGAGAAUUGGUAAAGAAAUUAUCUAUGUUCCUCAGAGCCAAGUGGACGGAGCAAGCAGGAAAAUUAAUGGAAUCAGGACGGCGACCAUCUUACGGAGAAUUGGUAAAGUUUGUCCAGGAACGAGCAUGGUUGGUGGACAAUGAAUUUGGGAGCGAUAUGGCGAAAGUAUCGGGAACACGAAAGAGGCUAAAGGAAACAAGACGAAGAAUGGCAACAGUCACAGAUCCUUUAUGA
Dendronephthya gigantea is the source of this 954-nucleotide messenger RNA. RefSeq lists its product as uncharacterized. The record is from RefSeq and is a predicted model, not a curated record. The transcript has a single exon. Bases 1 to 954 code for a protein of 317 amino acids. Lineage: Eukaryota; Metazoa; Cnidaria; Anthozoa; Malacalcyonacea; Nephtheidae.